Molecule: messenger RNA, 1252 nt
Organism: Zychaea mexicana
Lineage: Eukaryota; Fungi; Mucoromycota; Mucoromycetes; Mucorales; Lichtheimiaceae
Exons: 1
Coding region: 168-797 (209 amino acids)
Source: RefSeq, a predicted model, not a curated record
GUAAAACAUUACAUCAGAAAGAGUGUGACGGUACCACUCAUCGCCUGGGGAUAAAAAAAAGCGUGGGCUGCAUGAAUUUUCUGGAGAGAGAGAGAGAGAGAGAGAGAGAGGAAUCUGAAACUAGCACUAAUAUUUUUCUCAAGUCUUCCAUUACAAAAUCAAAACUCAUGAGCUUUCGAUUCACCACACACGAGCAUUAUAAUGACGGUACAACUUCAUUGACUCAAAGUACUGUCAUUGUACGUGAACUAGACGACAACGAAUCUGCACAACCCGACUUGCUCAAAGCACCACCACCGACAUACGAGAUCGAAAGUGGGGUUUCGUCCGAAGAAGAAGACGAAUACUCUAUGCUCACACCUCAAGACGAUCGUAAUGAAGAAGACAGAGACGAGGAUGAGGAUCAAGAAAUACUACAUGAUCACUGGUUUCCAUCAUUAUUACACCGAUCGAUUAUUGAAUUUCUGGAUGACGACGACGGAGACGACGAUAUCUAUAUGAUGGACCAUCCAUUUGACAUGCUUACGUCAAACGAGUCUGCGGUGAUUGUGGAACAAGGUGACCAAGAUGAUGAAGACGAAGACGACGACAGACAGGAUAAAAACAAGGCAUAUUACCGGCACGUUCAUUUAGAAGGGGAUGGUGAUGAUGACAUGGAGCAAGAGGAGGAGCCGAUAUCUGACAAGAAACGCAGCAGCCCCCCACGCCGCCGACGACACAAGAAACGAUCCAAGCAUGUUGCUGGUGAUAAAGAGAACGAAGAAGUGCCCAUCGAGGUUGUACAUAUACUUUUAUAAGGACGGACAAUGGUGUAGAAGAAUAAGCAUUUCGUACAUAUAUCAUACACACACACACACAGGUCUUUGACACAUCAUGCAAACAUAUUCUCACUCGCUGGUUGAAUAUACAUGCAAAAAGCUUGUUUCCCUAUUUUCGUUCUUUCCAAGAAGAUCCUUCCCUUACUUUUUGUUUGUCUAGAACAUCAAGUGAUGGCGAGGUGGGUUUAUAGAUAGAAACAAAAGGAGAGACGUGGUGUGCUAUGUAUAACUGUAGUAGAGUGGUGUCUCUUGUUAGGGAGGACUUAGCUGUACUAUCUUUAUAAAUCAAAACGACUUUUUUCCAGUGUAGAAAGAAACAUGUGUUUACUCGUGACGCUAUGGGUUGUCAGCAAGUGAGUUUCUUCCUAGUUGCUGCUCUUUCUGCUGCUGCUAUAAAUAAAAGGGUCUUUUUCUUUUUUCUACCUGGACUGACG